Messenger RNA from Notolabrus celidotus (New Zealand spotty), 2083 nucleotides. Its product is annotated as TNF receptor-associated factor 5-like. NCBI's taxonomy places the organism in Eukaryota, Metazoa, Chordata, Actinopteri, Labriformes, Labridae. The coding region runs from base 106 to 1842 and encodes 578 amino acids. Gene Ontology annotation, biological process: protein K63-linked ubiquitination; positive regulation of JNK cascade; tumor necrosis factor-mediated signaling pathway. Gene Ontology annotation, cellular component: plasma membrane signaling receptor complex. The record is from RefSeq and is a predicted model, not a curated record. Gene Ontology annotation, molecular function: thioesterase binding; zinc ion binding. The transcript is spliced from 11 exons.
UCACACUGAGUCAUUGUUCGUGACCGCGUGAGUGAGUGAGUGAGUGAGAGGGAACGGCACGUGCGGAGGCCUGAUCGGAGACCCUGAUGCUCCUCCUGCAGAAUCAUGGCAGCAGCAGACACAAAGCCCGGAGGAUCAGAGGAGUCCACCAUGAGGUCUGACGAGUCCACAAUGAGGUCUGAGGAGUCCAGGGUGAGGUCCGGGGGUCCCGUGCCCACAUGGGAGUCUGAGCUGGCGUCCAUCCGGCACUCUGUGAAGUUUGUGUUGGCGCUGAAGGAGGAGUUUGUUUGUCCCGUCUGCAGAGGAGUCGUCCUCAACCCCCAACAGAACUCCUGUGGACACAUCUACUGCUACAGCUGCCUGCAGGGCCUGCUAGAGAGCUCUUCACCCUCCAGCCCACUUUGUCCAGUAGAUGGCGCUGUGAUCACACCGGCUGAGGUUUUCCAGGACAACUGCUGCAAACGGGAAAUUUCCUGUUUAGAAGUGUACUGCACCAACUACCCAGAAUGCACCUCUGUCGUCACAUUACAGCACCUGCAGGAACACCUGAGCUCGUGUCAGUACCAGCAGCUGCAGUGCACCAAUCCAGGCUGCAGGGCGGAGCUACAGAGGAGACACCUGCAGGACCACCUGACCACCACCUGUCCACACCGCACAGAGCCCUGCCCACACUGCCAGCAGCCGCUCACACUCAGCCUCAUCCAGGAUCAUGUGCAGAGCUCCUGUCCACAGGUGGAGGUCCUCUGUCCCUACAGCUGCUCCCAGAAGGUUCCCAGACUCAAGCUGGAGGAGCACGAGGACUCGUGUCCGGAGGUUCACGUGGACUGUGUCUACAGGAGGUUCGGCUGCCCGGUUCAGGAUAAGAGAGGGAAGGUGAAGCUGCACGAAGACGCUGCUGUCAAUCAUCACAUGCUGCUGGUCCUGAGGAGUAACACACACCUGGAGCAACAGGUGGAGGCUCUCCAGGGUGAGGCGCUGGUGAGGCAGCAGGAGGUCCAGACCAACGGUCUCCUGCUCGCCGGUUUGCAGAAGAAAAUGGUGCCGCUGCUUCAGCAGAGCAGCAGCCACGAGAACGCCGUCUCUGCAGCUCAGAGGACUCUGAGCCGGCAGGAGGACCUCCUGUCCACCGUGCAGCUGGACAUCCAGCAGGUCUCCCGGGGACUGUGUUCGGGUCGAGAGGAGCUGGAGCAGCUCAGGAAGUCUCUGGAUGCUGUGAUCCAGGAAGUCUCAGCAACCGAGGCGCUCAAAGAACACCUGGGGACUCUGGAGGAGAAGCUGCAGCAUCACUCCAGUCUCCUGGAGCUCCACACCUCCCAGCUGAGCCGGAACGAGCAGCAGCUGCAGGAGCUCGGGUCCACGUCCUACGACGGGAAACUGAUCUGGAAGGUCGACGGCUUCAGGAGGAAGAAAGAGGCCGAGGUCAAAGGUCAGCCGCCUUGCCUCACCAGCGUGCCGUUCCACACCGGAAGCUGCGGCUACAAAAUGGCCGCCAGGGUGUAUCUGAACGGGGACGGAGAUGGGCGAGGGACCCAUCUGUCCCUGUAUGUGGUCCUGAUGCAGGGGGACUUUGACGCCUUGCUGCCCUGGCCUUUCAAACAGACCGUGUCCCUGUCCUUACUGGAUCAAAGCGGCGCCAGGAACCACCGCAGUCUCAACUUCAGACCGGACCCGGCGUCCAAAAGCUUCCUGCGACCCGCCGCGGAGUCUGUGAACGUGGCCUCUGGGUUUUCGUGCUUCAUCCCCCUCGCCACGCUGGAGAACCCCCAGAACGCCUCGUACGUGGACGACGACACGCUGUUUGUCAAAGUCAAGGUGGACAUGGCCGGCUUAGAGCAGCUGUGAGGACUGUCCCCUCAGGAUCGGGCGCCACGGCGACCUCUCAAAGAGACUCUUGAAAAGCCAGAGGACACGAGAGCUUCUGAGGACCAGCAAGGAGACCAUAAAGAAGCUGUGUGAGCAGAUCCAGAACAAGACAAGGAAACCAGGAACAAGAACCAGAGACAGAACGAGAGUGACCAACGUGACAAUCAAUCUUUAUUUAUAGAAUCCAACAAACGUUCUCCUCAGACUCCAAACAGAGCCG